AUUCAUUAGAAGAUGUUGCACAAGGAAAACAUAGUUCCAUGUUUUGUGUGCGGCAAACAAUGCCAGAUUUAAGAUCGGAGCAAACAUCUUCUGAAACAUUUCCUGACAAGCAAGCACACAGCGAGGGAAAACCUGCAGAUGGUGAUAUUCAGAGGACUUUAGAAGACGACACCAGUGGUUCUCCUGAUGCAGUUAUGAUGCAAAGUAAGGAGAUCAGUUCAACAAAAAGGGACUUUAGUCUAAGAUUUCAUUGUAAAGAGAAGAACCGCCAACACUAUGAGAGUUCUGAGAAGCAAGAUAUUUGUCUGGAAAGUAACGUGACAGAUAUUCAGCCUUUGCUAUGUUCGUCACCUGUAAAAAAAGAAAGUGUAAAAGAUGGAAAUUUCACCAGGGACUCGAAGAUUGUCCAAUCAUCGCUUACCAAAUAUGUUACGUUGAAUAAGAGAAAGCAUGAGAGUAUUAGUUCACCUCUGACUGAAGUUCCUGUGCUGAGAAAUGGAUCUAUAUGUUGCCAAUCAACUGACACAAAACGUAGCUCAUUCUCAACUCCUGCCGAAAAAUAUAAUAUGGUUGAUGUUCGCGGUGAAGAUAACCAAAAUAAGUCUGGAUCUUUAACCUUAUCUAAAUUGGGUAAAAUUGUUAAUCAUAUGACGAAUGGGAUACCCAGCACAGACAAGAUUCACCAAGGAGAGAUCAUAAAGGUUCCCCUUGACUCAAAGAUUGGUCCUACCAUGCAAUUUAGUCUUAAAGACUUGAUGGAAAGAAGGAAAUGGAGGCUUGCAAGAUUACGAACCAGCACCCUUUCCUCUAGGAGCAUUGAACCGAAAAGGGGAUACGCUGCAGCAUCAUUGGACCUCUCUCAACCACUUAAUGAAGAGGGAAAAACAAAAGCCUUGGCUGCUGCGGCUACUGAGUUGGAAAGGAUGUUCAGGAAAGAAAACUUUGCUCAAAUGAAGGUCAUUGGACAAUUCAAUCUUGGGUUUAUUAUUGGCAAGCUAGAUCAAGACCUUUUUAUUGUGGAUCAGCAUGCUGCAGAUGAAAAGUAUAACUAUGAACGCUUGUCGGAGUCAACAGUUUUAAAUCAGCAACCUUUGCUCCGGCCAUUGAAGAUGGAUUUAUCUCCUGAAGAGGAAAUAAUUGUUUCCAUGAACAUGGACACCAUAAGGAGAAAUGGUUUUACAUUGGAAGAAGAUCUAUACGCUCCUCCUGGACUUCGAUUCUAUCUAAAGGCAGUUCCUUUCAGUCAAAACAUAACUUUCGGAGUAGCAGAUGCAAAGGAGCUGAUUUCUAUCCUUGCAGAUGAUGGUAGUAAUGCUCAACGUAGUUAUAGGACCGAUGCAUGUGAUUCGGUGUGCCCACCUAGAGUGCGUGCAAUGUUGGCUUCCCGCGCUUGCAGAACAUCCGUUAUGGUUGGAGAUCCACUAGACAGAAAUGAGAUGCAUAAGAUACUUGAGCAUUUGGCACGCUUGAAAUCGCCUUGGAACUGCCCGCAUGGGAGACCGACCAUGCGUCACUUGAUCGACUUGAACACCGUACGUAAAACAGUAGAAGACCCUGACGCAACCCUCUGAACUUACCCCAACCAUUGUGUGUUUUCUCGAUUGGAGGAAAAAGCGAAGAAGGGUUGCUUGGAAAAUAAAAUAAAAAAAACCAGCAAAAAAGAAACCCACCGGCGCAGCAAUGGCAGCCGUGGCCCGCGCCCCACGGAAGCCGCAGCCCCAAGUCCUGCAAUGGUUCCCGCCACACGCCCCGUCCCUCCUAGCGGAGCCGCAAGAAUAGAUUCCCCCCAUUGUAAGUGCUCUCAAUUCCUAUAAAAUACUCCAUAAAAAAUAGAGUGAAAUUUA
Molecule: messenger RNA, 1844 nt
Organism: Cuscuta campestris
Lineage: Eukaryota; Viridiplantae; Streptophyta; Magnoliopsida; Solanales; Convolvulaceae
Source: the annotation of a GenBank genome assembly